AUGAUGACGUGCCGUCUGCUGUGCGCCCUGUUGUUGCUUGCCCUGUGCUGCUGUCCGUCCGUGUGCGCGUCAGGGGAUACACCGGAAGUUGAUGUUGAAUCUUCUUCCCAGACGAACACGACGACCACAACCCCGGCAUCAACCCCGACAUCUGCACAGAAAGGUAAUGUGGGUGUCGUUCCACUGCCUUCACCACCAGAUCCAUCACAGGGGACCGCCGGUCAGCCAGGGCCGUCAAGUUUGGGGUCAGUUGCAACGCCGGGAAAUGGUGGCGAAGAGGGAACAGGAUCUACCAGUACGGCAGGACUGGGACCAAAAGUAAAUACAAAGCCAAAUAAAUCACUGACAGAGGUUACGAAAGAGCAACCAAGUCGCAGCGAAACAUCCGCAGAAGAAAAAAAUAAGGAGUCUGAAGCCCCUGCUCAGACAACCACUACGACCACCACAACAAAUGCACCAACUACGACGACCACCACUACAACACAGGCACCAAGUAAUACGACUACAGAGGCGCCAGCUGUGUCGACCACCCGCGCACCGUCACGUCUUCGCGAAAUCGACGGCAGCCUCAGCAGCUCUGCGUGGGUGUGUGCCCCGCUGCUGCUCGCCGCAUCUGCGCUGGCGUACACCGCUCUGGGCUGA
Molecule: messenger RNA, 642 nt
Organism: Trypanosoma cruzi
Lineage: Eukaryota; Euglenozoa; Kinetoplastea; Trypanosomatida; Trypanosomatidae
Product: mucin TcMUCII, putative
Exons: 1
Coding region: 1-642 (213 amino acids)
Source: RefSeq, a predicted model, not a curated record